CUACACUCUCGCGUGCCAGCCGCCAUCAGACGGACACUUUCGAUCGGGCUGGUGACCACGCCAUUACUAUUGUUUGAUGGUUUACCUUAAUUGUCACUGGUGAUCUGCCGCACCCCGGGCUUUCUUUCUUCUCCCGACGGCACUCAUUGAUUACUCGUUUACGCCCUGCCAACCUAUUCUUGUCCGCCCUGUGUGAUACGAAUUAUUUUUGACUCCCAACCUCCACCCUCACCUUCCAUCCUCACCACCCUCGCCACACCGGGCCUGUGCUGGUGCAGUUGAUACAGACUCGCUCGUUUGAAUUUUUUUUUAAAAAAUAAUUUCACAUUCGAUAAUUUUGUCUCGAGAUUUGGUUCCUUUUUUCACUUUUGAUACCCGAUCGAUUUAUUUGAUCCUUUCUACGCCUUGUUUUGUUUCGAUUGCCCAUUAACGCGCACACGCAUCGAUUGAUCUAUCCUCGACGGCGAUCGGAUGCAGCCCGCCGCUGAACAUGGCCAACGAUGAGCCUACGAAUAACGAGCAUGUCAAGGCAGAGGGCGACGUCUCAGUGCCUGCGACCGGGUCGGAGGUGAACGCUGCAGCAGCCACAGCAGAAGCCCCCGAAGCGGCCGACAAGACGACAGAGACCGCCCGUGAAGGCAGGGACACCCGCACCCGACGCGCUUCUGCCACAGCUGCCGCGGCGGCCGCCAACCAGCCUACCCCAACAACCCGUCGCACGCGCCGCAAGAAGGACGAGGCUGAGCAGGAGAAAGAAAAAGAGAAGGAAAAGGAGAAGGAGAAAGAAAAGGAAAAAGAAAAAGAAAAACCAAAGAAAUCCAAAAGCAAAGCAACAAAAGAUAAGAUCAAAGAUGAAGACAAGGGCAAAGAGAAGGACAAGGCGAAAGACAAAAAGGCAGUAGACCAGGAGCACACAGACAAAGAGAAGGAGAAGGAAAAAGACAAGUCCAAAGAGAAGCCAGAAAAGCCAGAGAAGCCAGAGAAGGCGGAGAAAGAGGCCAAGCCGCGCAGCACUCGACGCACGCGAGAAAAGUCCAAUGCGAACACGCCGCAGUCGUCGCGGAAGAAGCCCAAGCUAGAGCACCAGGCGGACAACAAUAACAACACCAACACUAGCAAUAAUGACAAGCCCAGGGUUGACCUUGCAGAUACCAGGGAAACACCCAGCAAACCUUCUGCCCCGCCGCCUGCGCCCACCGUCAGUGCUGUCGCCGCUCCGCUAACUCCUGCGUCUGCUCCCGCUCCCAUCCCUCCUGCAGCGGCCCAAAAUGGAAACCAUGAGGCUAUCCCAACUCCUCCACCGCCUCGUCCAUCGCAGCCUGUCCAGACUCCCGUGCAAACACCAGCACCACCGCCGGCUGCGUCGACAACCACUUCACCGCCUAGAGCAUUUUCUAGCUCUACCCUCGUUCAGCCGCCUGCCGCAGUCUCUACGCCUCCUGGCAUGAUGCACGCUCCCACCUUAUCUCGAUCUCAGUCGCAUGAGAACAGCCUGCAAUCAUAUUCCACCCCAACAUAUCAGUCACCAGCACCUUCACAACCGGCGCCUCAGCCAUCCUCGCAGCGGUCGAGUGGGCGCAAUUAUGAUCCCAUCCGCUCUGCGUUGAGCAACCCGUCUCCGCCCUCGCCUCCUCCGCCAUCGCAUGGAAUGUCUCCUGUUAAAAGUAGCACCCCUCAAUUCAGUCCCCAGCAGCACAGUGCUGUUUCACCACGUGGAGGCUACAGAGCGAGCGCGUCGCCUUCUAUUUCUAGUAUCAUCGAUCCUCCAGCACCGAUGCAACCAACCCAUCAAUCACAGGCGCCCGUCUACUCUAACCAUGUACAUAAUAAUUACUCACCAUAUGGCUCAAACAUGCCACUGCAUCACUAUAAUCAAACGCCACAAACACAGCAACCUCACGCACCAAUAACCCAUGCACCACCGCCACUACGACAAUUUUCUCCACCGCAACAGUCUCAAUCCCAACCUGCAGUUCCUCCACCUCCACCUCCACCUCAUCAACCAGUCUCGCAGCAAAGUCAACCUCUGGUCCAGCCGCAAUACUCACCACCCCAACAAGAGCAACCGCCUCAAGUGAUCCAUCAACAAGCAUCACCCAAGCCUGCUGAGAAAACGACACUAUUGCAACAGCCCGUUGCAAUGGAAAUCGAUUCUGAGCCUCCCCCUGCAUCAGCUGUGAAAGCUGCAAAACCAUCUAAAAAGGACAAGAGUACUCCAACGGGGACCGUCUCUAGUGCACCGUCUCCCAAGCCUGCUCGUCCAGCCAAGGAUGCCCCGCCGCCUCUUCCGCAGGGUUCUGGCUUGAUUACAGGAGCAUUGUUUGGUGUGGAUGACAGCUCCUCUGGUGCUUCCAAGACGGCGCCCAAUAUCGUCCUCCAUGUCCCCCUUGAUGGCCAGACGAAUAAGAUCAUCAGCUUUGCUCGGUUAGCUGAGGAGAAGUAUGGGUUUGCAGCACUACAUCCACGUCUUGCGGCGCAAAAGGAACGACUGGCUCGCGUUGCUGCGGCGAGUGCAGCAUUGGAGAAGAAUGAGAAGAAUGAGAAGGGAGGGUCGGCGCGUGAAAGUGCGGACGAGGAUCUUAGUGUCGACAUCGACCGCGAUAGUGACGUUGACGGUGAUGUCGCCAUGGGCGGCACUGAGCUCACGGGCGGAGACGACAAAGCCGAUGGGAAGAAGAAACGGCGUCGGAAGAAGAUGGAAGACUACGACCGCGACGACCCUUUCGUGGAUGACAGCGAACUCGUCUGGCAGGAGCAGGCUGCGGCCAGCAAGGAUGGGUUCUUCGUAUACAGCGGGCCCCUAGUCGCAGAAGGCGAGAAAGUUCAAGUGGAACGCGCCGAUGGUACGAUCAAACGCGGUCGUGGCCGUGGCCGUGGUGGCGUUCGAAGAGGCGCAAGUCAUCUCCAUGUGCCGAUUGCAUCCAAUAUCCCCAUCUCGCCAGAGACGGGUCUGCCUGUUCGGGGGCCCGGGUCGCGAGGCGGCAGCUUGACGCGCAAGCCGCGCAGCAACAAGGCGCGACAGCAUCAGGCCGAGGACAAGCAGGACAUCCGCAUGAUCAAUGCCUCGCCGGACAGUCGUGGCCGUGGCGGCGGCAGCGUAGGCCGGGGCGGAGGCGCCAGUGGCAGUGGCACCACGACGAACAGUCGCGGCGGCGGCAGCACCAGCACCAGCAGCAAGAUAGCCCCUUCCAGCGCUGCCAACAUGGCCGGCAUGGUCGGGCUCGCGCCUGCCCCGGCGCCCCAGCUGGCUCCUGCCCCUGCUGGGCCCUUGCCAGCCCAGAAUCCGAUCAUACGCUGAUUCUAUCUACUCUGUUCUACUAUGUUCUAUGUGAUUCUAUCCUGUUUCAUUCAAUUCGUUCUAUUCUACUUUGUUACUCGUUUUGUACGCUUUGCACAUUGAUUAGGCUCUCCAUUGCACGACGCUCUACCCGCGAGCAUUAUUGACUCUCGGAACAAUUGUCUUUUACGCUGGUCGUCUGGAGUUUGGUGCAGUUGGUGGUAUUGCUCUUAUUUUUAGACUAUAUUUCAUGCCCGCGUUCGGUUUGCCUAUACGUUAUAGCUAAGUAGCACCGUGUUCAAUGUGACUAGUUCUCAACCAAACCAAUCCGAUUGCCUUG
This is a messenger RNA of Talaromyces proteolyticus, 3617 nucleotides long. RefSeq lists its product as uncharacterized. The record is from RefSeq and is a predicted model, not a curated record. The transcript has 2 exons. Bases 491 to 3298 code for a protein of 935 amino acids. NCBI's taxonomy places the organism in Eukaryota, Fungi, Ascomycota, Eurotiomycetes, Eurotiales, Trichocomaceae.